AAGUGAAGGAGAGGUAAAUGAAGCUGACCGGGGACAGCAUGGCGUCCGACGAAGGGACGGGUGACUGCGACGGUGGUCGGACGGUCAUCGUUGGGGUGAAGUUGGAUCCUCGGAGCAGGGAAUUGCUCACAUGGGCUCUCGUCAAAGUGGCCGAGCCUGGUGACCAUGUCAUUGCGCUUCACGUUAUCGGCAGUAUGCCAGCGGGUACCGGAUCGCUCCUCUCUCUUGUAAAUACUUUUGAUUCGGUUCUCGCCGUCUACGAAGGUUUCUGCAACUUGAAGCAGGUUGAUCUCAAGCUGAAAGUCUGUAGAGGUGAGUCUGCUCGGAAACUUCUUGUACGGGAGGCGAAAUCGUUUAAUGCAUCAACUGUAAUUGUGGGGACUUCCAAAACGCAUCACACAAUCCGGUCAUCGGCAUCCGUUGCCAAGUAUUGUGCGAAAAAAUUGCCCAAAUGCAUCUCUGUCUUUGCGGUUGACAAUGGCAAAAUUGCAUUCCACAGAGAGGCUACAAAAACAUGUGGUGUUCAAGUAAAACCAAAUGAAGGCCCAGCUUUGUCAAGAAAAUCCUUCAAGCUUUGUACAAAGACAAAUCUGAGGAACUGUGAAUGUUGUGAGAGGGUGUUAGCACUUCCAGAGAGUACUGCUAUUGAAGAUUUGCCUGAUGAUCAGGAAAAGAAAGAUUCACUGGCUUUAGUACCGUUCCAGAAAAUUGGCGACGGUCAUGGUCGUGCAACUGUGGUUAAGGAAUCAAACCAGUCUAAACAUGGUUGGUCUGUCCUUCGCCAGGUAUUUCUGCCCAGAAAGCACAUGCAGAAGUCGUAUGUGAGCAAUUCAUAUGUUUUUCAACGGGCAGUUAAACAGACCAGCUGGCAUUCAUCAGCCGUAGUCCAUCCGGAUCUUAAAAAAAUUAAUAUUGACAAAAAUGACAAUUCUACCCUUGAUGGGCAGAGUGGUGCCAUUGUGCCAUUCGGAUCUGCUUCUAACUCUGGCUUCAGUAACUUUCAUGAAGAAUUGUCCAGCUUACAGGAGAAGUACUCAUCCUCAUGCAGAGUGUAUAGUUUCCAAGAACUUGCUUCCGCAACUGCUAACUUCUCGCCUGAAAAUUUGGUUGGCAAAGGCGGCAGUAGCUAUGUUUAUAAAGGAUGUCUUCCAGAUGGCAAGGAGGUUGCUGUGAAAAUUUUGAAGCCAUCAGAAGAUGUGGUCAAAGAGUUUCUUCUGGAAAUUGAGAUCAUCACAACUUUGCAUCAUAAGAACAUAAUAUCUUUAUCUGGGUUUUCUUUUGAUGACAAUAAUUUGCUUUUGGUUUAUGAUUUUCUAACAAGAGGAAGCCUAGAAGAGAACAUUCAUGGUGAUAAGAAGGACUCUAAUGAAUUUGGUUGGCAAGAGAGGUAUAAGGUGGCUGUGGGUGUUGCUGAGGCAUUGGAGUUUCUGCAUAAUGGCUGUGCACAGGCUGUGAUUCACAGGGAUGUAAAAUCUUCAAACAUCCUUCUUUCAGAUAAUUUUGAGCCUCAGCUCUCCGAUUUUGGACUGGCCAGCUGGGGUUCUUCUUCAUCCCAUGUUACUUGUACUGAUGUGGCAGGAACCUUUGGAUACUUGGCUCCAGAGUACUUUAUGCAUGGUAGGGUAACUGACAGAAUUGAUGUAUAUGCUUUUGGUGUUGUGCUUCUUGAGCUUCUUUCUAGCAGGAAGCCCAUCAAUAACGAAUCCCCUAAGGGCCAGGAGAGCCUUGUGAUGUGGGCAAGACCAGUUCUAAAGGAUGGAAAGCUCUCCCAGUUGCUUGAUUCAAGCCUUGGCGAUCCUGAACAUUGGCUGAUUGACAGAAUGGGUUUGGCUGCUACCCUUUGCCUCAGACGAUCACCUAAAUCUCGACCUCAAAUCAGCGUCAUAUUGAAACUUCUGCAUGGUGAUGAUGAAGUCACAAGUUGGGCAAAACAAGAAGUUGGUGCACCAGAAGAACUUGAUGCGCUCGAUGGGGGACUGAAUAAUAUUCAGUCCCACCUGAACCUUGCUUUGCUGGACCUGGACGAUGAUACGGUUUCUGUAAGUAGCUCUGAGCAGAGCGUCUCAUUAGAGGACUAUCUACAAGGAAGAUGGAGUCGCUCGUCAAGUUUUGAUUAAGCAAUUCGUGGUAGUGCUAACUUAUAGCGGCUAUUUCUUUCUAUACUUUCAUAUUAUCCCUUGUCUUUCCCUUAGUUUAGAUUCUAAGAGACUCUGCGGCGACGCUGACUGGGUCUUGGAAGAGAGGUCCAAUAAGAGGUUAGCCCCCUCCUUGACUUUCUAGCUAUUUCUACGAGAUGGGUUAAUGAGUCCAUUCCCACGUCUCAUGAAAGCUUUGGAAUCGUAUUCCAACCCCAAGUUUCAACGGCCUAUUUUGUAGGCCACUUGAGAGUUGAGAACAAUGAAAGAGUAUAUAUUCCUGUAGGGUAGAUCUUUAUUUGCAUCUUGGUUUAACGUCCAUAUAUCCUUGGUCUCCUCAGAUGUGGCAUGCCAUUUUUCAUUUUCAUUUUUGUUUUUUUAACAGCCAUUAGUCCUUUUUUUUUUUUUUUAAUGGUUUAAAGCUUCUCAACGAAGGUACGAGAAAGCGCAGCCCUUUUAUUCCGUUAUGACAUUUUCCUUAAUUGAUUAUCAUGUAUUGAGUGCACAGAAUGUUGAUAAAAUUGGUAUGGAUCGAGAAAUUGCACCUGCA
Messenger RNA from Neltuma alba, 2685 nucleotides. Its product is annotated as nodulation receptor kinase. Gene Ontology annotation, molecular function: ATP binding; protein kinase activity. Lineage: Eukaryota; Viridiplantae; Streptophyta; Magnoliopsida; Fabales; Fabaceae. Bases 18 to 2117 code for a protein of 699 amino acids. The record is from RefSeq and is a predicted model, not a curated record. The transcript is spliced from 11 exons. Gene Ontology annotation, biological process: protein phosphorylation.